CAAAAAGAACUGGAAAGACCCUGAAGUCUUUGAUCCUGACCGAUUUGAUGAAGACAAUGAGAACAAUGGUCCUAGACCAGGCAUGGCUUGGGUUCCCUUUAGUAGCGGUGCUCGUCAAUGUAUUGGCAUGAAUUUCAGUUUAUAUGAACAGCGCGUCUUGUUAGCUAUGCUUUUGAGAAAGUACAUUUGGACACUGCCUGAAGAUUCUAUCCAUAAGCACGGUGUGAUUAGCUCAGGCAUCAACAUUGUAGGUCCCGUUCAUUUAGAACUUGAAUUUCAAAAGCGAUAUUGAAUAAACCAUGUAACACUUGGCUUGGUUUGAACAUACUGUCAGGCCCAAGAUGAUCACAGCUAGUUCACACAAGACACGAUGUUGGUAUGGCAGUAUAAGAAAACAACCUUUGCCUUAUGAGUUGAUGAGCGGUUAUUCAAAAAACUCAACUAUGAGAAAGAGACCUCGCAUCGAACCAGAUGACUUGCCUCACAAUGACUUCAUAUUAUGUGAUGCCAAGUCACCCACCCAUCAUUUAAAACGAUCCUCAAGUGACAUGACCAUCUAUUAUGAUGCACAGACGGAAUGGGAUUCGCUUGAGAGUCAAGUCGAGAGCCUGUUCAAGUCCAAGUUCUAUGAUUGCCCUUUUGUACCUAACCAACUUGAGUCCAUGAUAGCAGCCAUUGAUGGUCAUGAUGUAUUUCUUGUCUUACCCCUGGGUCCAUUACGCCAUGUAUGCUAUCAGUUACCUGCAGUCUAUCAGGCACAGAAGACCACUGUGGUCAUUGUGCCUACCUUGGUAUUUCUACAAGACUAUCCAUUGAAUACAGAAGCCAUCUUUGUGUCCGACAUCGACAAGAAAGGAUACGUUCCUUUGGAUCAGCUUGAACACCGACUUUUUCAUGAUCCCCCUAGGCUUCUGUACAUCACACAUCAUGAUUUUCGUCUAUCCAAACAGCUCAUGUAUGACCUGUACAGACGCAACCGACUGGCUCGCUUUGUGAUUGAGGAAGCUCAUUGUAUCUCGCCAUGGUGGACUACAGAUGAUUUCUCACUUCAUUAUUCUCGUUUAGCCCAGUCCUUAAGAGAGACCUAUGUCAGCCUACCGAUCACUGCACUAACAGCCAUUCCCAAUACGCGCAUCCAACAUGACAUCCUGACAAGACUCGGUAUGCAUGAUUGUCGCAUCUUUAAAAAGAGUAUUUUAUUAUAAACCAUGUCUUUCACGGUUCAUGACUUCCAUCAUGACCUGAUUACACAUUUUAGCAUAAGGGUUUUCAUUCACAGCCACAUGACGUGCUAAAGGGUUGCCCAGUUUAGCACCCAUCUCAAAGUCUUGCCUUGAUCCUACUAAAUCGCCUUGGUGUCGUUUU
Gilbertella persicaria is the source of this 1365-nucleotide messenger RNA. RefSeq lists its product as uncharacterized. The record is from RefSeq and is a predicted model, not a curated record. Gene Ontology annotation, biological process: double-strand break repair via homologous recombination. The coding region runs from base 342 to 1205 and encodes 287 amino acids. Lineage: Eukaryota; Fungi; Mucoromycota; Mucoromycetes; Mucorales; Choanephoraceae. Gene Ontology annotation, cellular component: cytoplasm; nucleus; chromosome. The transcript has 5 exons. Gene Ontology annotation, molecular function: four-way junction helicase activity; 3'-5' DNA helicase activity.